AUUUAACACCAGAGAGGCAGAAGCAUCACUCCAACCGGGAAGCUACAAGUCGUUUUCUCACAGAAAGGUCGUCAUCAACGCCGGCAAAGCUUGAACCAUGUGUGGGAUCUUUGCCUACCUGAAUUACCGAGUGCCUCGCACCAGAAAGGAGAUAUUUGAGACGCUGGUGAAGGGACUGCAGAGACUGGAGUACAGAGGGUACGAUUCAGCAGGUAUCGCCGUGGAUGGCCCGAAGACCACCACUGACGGCAACAACAACAACACUCUCUGCUUGAUCAAGAAGAAGGGGAAGGUCAAGGCUCUGGAAGAUGAGCUAUACAAGCAAGACUCACUGAAACUGGACGAGGAGCUGUGCACACACUUUGGCAUCGCUCACACUCGCUGGGCCACACACGGAGAGCCGAGCCCUGUCAACAGCCACCCUCAUCGCUCGGACAAGAAUAAUGAGUUUGUCGUCAUCCACAAUGGCAUCAUCACCAACUACAAAGAGCUGAAGAAGUACCUGAUCACCAAAGGAUAUGAGUUUGAGUCAGAGACGGACACGGAGGUGAUCCCAAAAUUGAUCAAAUAUGUUUAUGACAACCGAGAGACUGACUGCAUCACCUUCUCCACCUUGGUUGAGAGGGUUAUUCAGCAGCUGGAGGGAGCCUUCGCUCUGGUGUUUAAAAGCCGUCAUUUCCCUGGAGAGGCUGUGUCCACCAGGAGAGGAAGUCCAUUGCUCAUUGGGGUGCGAUGCGAGCAUGAGCUGUUGACCGAAAACAUCACCAUCCAGUACAACGGUGCUCACUUCAAGGAUGGACUCCAGGAGAAGAACAGCCAUAAUCGUCCCGACUGCUCCAAUGCCAUCAACUCUGUGGGGGAUGGCAGGGCUGUGGAGUAUUACUUUGCAUCUGAUGCCAGUGCCAUCAUUGAACACACCAACAAGGUGUUGUACAUGGAGGACGAUGACAUUGCUUUGGUGACCGAUGGGAAACUCUCCAUCCAUAGGAUGAACCGGCAGGCUGGUGAAGACCCAGUGAGGGCCAUCCAGACCCUACAGAUGGAGCUGAAACAGAUCAUGAAAGGUAACUUUGAUGCCUUCAUGCAGAAGGAGAUCUUUGAGCAGCCAGACUCUGUCGUCAACACUAUGAGAGGCCGGAUUUGUUUCGACACCAACACAGUGGUUCUCGGUGGGCUAAAGGACCACCUGAAAGAAAUCAAGCGUUGCAGACGGCUAAUCAUGAUUGGCUGCGGCACAAGCUUCCACGCUGCGUUGGCUACCAGACAGAUCCUUGAGGAGCUGACAGAGCUGCCUGUCAUGGUGGAGCUGGCAAGCGACUUCCUGGACCGCAACACGCCUGUUUUUAGAGACGAUGUUUGCUUCUUCAUCAGCCAAUCAGGAGAGACAGCAGACACCCUGAUGGCAUUACGCUACUGCAAGAACCAAGGUGCUCUGACAGUUGGAAUAACCAACACUGUGGGCAGCUCCAUUUGUAGAGAAACAGACUGUGGAGUCCACGUCAAUGCUGGGCCUGAGAUAGGAGUGGCUAGCACGAAGGCCUACACCAGUCAGUUUGUGGCCCUCACCAUGUUUGGCCUGAUGCUGAGUGAGGACAAGCUCUCCCUACAGGCGAGAAGACUGGAGAUCAUCAACGGCUUCAGGGUGCUACCUGAGAUGAUAAAGAAGGUGCUGGCCCUGGAUCAGAAGAUAAAGGCCAUUGCAGAUGAACUGUAUCAGCAGAAGUCUCUUCUGGUCAUGGGUCGAGGUUUCAACUACGCCACCUGCCUAGAGGGGGCACUGAAAAUCAAGGAGAUCACUUACAUGCACUCAGAGGGCAUCUUGGCUGGGGAGCUGAAGCACGGUCCUCUAGCUCUUAUAGACAAAGACAUGCCAGUCAUCAUGAUCAUCAUGAGAGAUGCCUGCUACACCAAAUGCCAGAAUGCUCUGCAACAAGUCACCGCUAGAUCGGGUCGGCCUAUCAUCCUUUGUUGCCAGGAUGACCCUGAGAUGACUAAGGAUGCCUACCAGACCAUCGAGCUGCCACAUACUGUGGACUGUCUGCAGGGCAUCCUCAGCGUCAUCCCCCUGCAGCUCUUAUCCUUCCACUUGGCUGUCCUGCGAGGAUAUGACGUUGACUUUCCCAGAAACUUGGCCAAGUCUGUGACUGUGGAAUAACUGUAGCUCACAAAGCGCAGAAGAGGAGAAAGGAGGUUCAUAGAUUUACAGUGCAAUGGUGCAAUUGAACGUUUAGUGUGUGUGUGUGUGUGUGUGUGUGUGUGUGUGUGUGCGCACGCAGAUAAGGGUGUGAGUAAGAGUGAGAGAAAGUAACAGAUGAAAACGGGGAGGUAUACGGUACAACAACUGAAUCAGUACAAUGCAGAGGUAAUGUCAGUGCCAUUGAGGCCUCAUGGAAGAAUCUAUGAAAACAACAUUCACACAUCUAAAGCGACAUGCUGAGCCUUUUGUCUUAUCUCGAGUGGAGCCAAAAACACAGGCCUACAACAGGCUUAGCAUAGAUAUGGUAUAUUGAAGUGUUUACAGUGUUGUGCAAUAUGGGGACCAAAUGUGCAUUAUGUAUGUACACAAUCAUGAAUGAGGUGAUUAAUUCUCUUCUUGUUUUAUUCAUUUCUUAUUUCUUUCUUUUCAUCUCUCUUUGCAGAAUGGGAAAUGUAGGAAUUACACUGUUUUAUUCCAGAGAGUUUUCUUAAAAAAUUUUAAAUAUAAUAUUUUGCACAUUCAUGUCAUCACUGUGCCUGGUUGGCCAUUACCAAUAACUUAAAUUUUUUAAGCAAAAGCUACCAGAAGGAAGUUCCUCAAUCUAACUUUCACAUUAUUACUUGGUUUUUCAAUGUGUUUCUGUUCCAUUUUAUUGUUAUUUCAUUUUAAUUUGAAAUAUAUUGUAUGUCUGUUCUGUUAAAAGAACUGAAGUUUCCAAAGUCAGUUCAUGGUAACAUGAACCUUUUUUUGGUGGAAUAUUUCCAUAGACAGACAUGCAGCAAAGAAAUAACAUUCAGUAACUUUCAAUAAUACUUUUUUGUCAGCUGUAUGGGUUUGUGAUAAUGACUCUAUUGUGUAUUUAUCUGAUUUUUAUUUUAUAGGGGCUUAAGAGAGGGGUUGAUUUAUAUCUAACUGUGAUUGUAUUUUAUACUGUAUGUUUUAUAGACAAAACUGGCACUACCAAUCAAUAAAUAGUUAAGUAUUCAA
Micropterus dolomieu (smallmouth bass) is the source of this 3184-nucleotide messenger RNA. RefSeq names its product glutamine-fructose-6-phosphate transaminase 2 (gene gfpt2). The transcript is spliced from 19 exons. Gene Ontology annotation, biological process: protein N-linked glycosylation; UDP-N-acetylglucosamine metabolic process; fructose 6-phosphate metabolic process. Bases 98 to 2155 code for a protein of 685 amino acids. Gene Ontology annotation, molecular function: carbohydrate derivative binding; L-glutamine:D-fructose-6-phosphate transaminase (isomerizing) activity. NCBI's taxonomy places the organism in Eukaryota, Metazoa, Chordata, Actinopteri, Centrarchiformes, Centrarchidae. The record is from RefSeq and is a predicted model, not a curated record.